Messenger RNA from Coregonus sp. 'balchen', 12263 nucleotides. Lineage: Eukaryota; Metazoa; Chordata; Actinopteri; Salmoniformes; Salmonidae. The record is from the annotation of a GenBank genome assembly.
AUGCAGAAUCAGAAGCCUCUAAUCUCAAAGGCAGGUGGACUCGUAAGUCACGAGGAGUUGGCUAAGUUUAUGAGCCUGGUUGUGAAAUUUUCCUAUAACAGAUGACUAAAGAGAGAGAGCGAGAGAGAGACACUCACUCUUAACCUUGUGGUCUCUGUGUUAAACUGACACACACGAUACCCAUCACAACCCUCUCUCUCUUUCACACAUUUUAAUCCCUCUCUUCCUUGUUUAUGCUGAAUGAGAGAGACUAAGUGAGAACACAGGAAGGAAACGAGUGCAUAGUCUUAUCUCACUACCGCAGCACUACCACUCUGUGUGAGAGACUGUUUGUGUGUGUCUGACUAGGCAUGUGAGUGUGCGAUAUAGCGCCUUUGCCAGGCUAAAUCAUGUGUAUCUCUAUACCACUCUCUCAUUGUAAAAAAAGAUCCUGGUGAAUUUCAUUUCUUGGGAACGCUGUCCUUUUUAUGAUUUUAUGAUUUAAAAACGGACUGUAUUUGUUGUGUGUCCAACCUGUAUGCAGUGUGAUUGACAGGGCAAUCAACUGACUCCUUGACCUGUCUUGUGGCCCUGUCUUGUCUUGACUUAGAUCUAGCGAUGUAACUUAGGCUUACAAGUGUUUUAAGAAUGCAUCUUUACUACAACGGCCGAAGAUGUAACAUGCAUUUCCCAAAACACAGCGCAGAGAGAACGGUUGCUAAGUGUGUUGUUGGAGCAUGUGUCGAUACUGAUAGGAUUGAAAGAAAGGGAGUGCUGUUCUCGGAUCAGCUUUCUCCAUUCAAAACUUGAAAAAGAAAAGGAGAGGCGCACACACUAGGAGCUCCGAUGCAAUCAUUUUAUAGCCAACGUUUUGAAAGCCAAGAUGUCUUCAUCAUUUAUCCUUUUAUUUUUCAAGUUUUCUACUGCACCUCGCCUAAACAUUUAUUUUUUAGUCAUUUUAGCAGACGCUCUUAUCCAGUGCAUACAUAUUUUUAUUUUUUGUUUUUUCAUACCCCCUGUGGGAAUCAAACCCACAACCCUGGCGUUGCAAACGCCAUGCUCUAUCAACUGAGCUACAUCCCUGCCGGCCAUUCCCUUCCCUACCCUGGGCCAAUUGCGCGCCGCCCCAUGGGUCUCCCGGUCGCGUCCGGCUACGACAGAGCCUGGAUUCGAACCAGGAUCUCUAGUGGCACAGCUAGCAAUGCGAUGCAGUGCCUUAGACCACUGCGCCACUCGGGAGACUAAAAUAAACAGGUGUGCAUUUCUUUCACCUCCAUUAAAAUCUUACCUUAACAUUAUAAUUAUUUUACAAUACUGACGAUGGAUCAGCUCCUAGAGAAAUAUUACCACCUACAGCUCCAAAUAUUGAGGUGGUUUAUUCUAAUGCUUACCCAAUACAAUGCACAUAAUCACCUAUUUGGCACAUCAUUGGCGGGAGAGAGAGGGAGAGUCAGAAACAGCAGGUCCAGGACAAGGUAGCACAUCUGGUGAACAGGUCAGGGUUCCAUAGCCGCAGACAGAACAGUUGAAACUGGAGCAGCAGCAUGACCAGGUGGACUGGGGACAGCCAGGAGUCAUCAGGGCAGGUAGUCCUGAGGCAUGGUCCUAGGGGUCAGGUCCUCUGGGAGGGGAGGGAGGGAGAGAGAGAGAAUUAGAGGGAGCAUACUUAAAUUCUCACAGGGCACCAGAUAAGACAGGAGAAUUACACCAGAUAUAACAGACUGACCUUAGCCCCCCGACACAUAGACUAUUGCAGCAUAGAUACUGGAGGCUGAGACGGGGGGUUGGGGGACACUGUGGCCCCGUCCGACGAUACCCCGGACAGGGCCAACCAGGCAUGAUAUGUUUGAAGGUCAACCUUCACCCCAGUCUGAGGUCCUGAGCACUCUGGAGCAGGUUUUCAUCAAGGAUAUCUCUGUACUUUGCUCCGUUCAUCUUUCCCUCGAUCCUGACUAGUCGCCCAGUCCCUGCUGCUGAAAAACAUCCCUACAGCAUGAUGCUGCCUCCACCAUGCUUCACCGUACUGAUGGUGCCAGGUUUCCUCCAGACGUGACACUUGGCAUUCAGGCCAAGAGUUCAAUCUUGGUUUCAUCAGAACAGAUAAUUACUGAGGAGUGGCUUCCGUCUGGCCACUCUACAAUAAAGGCCUGAUUGGUGGAGUGCUGCAGAGAGGGUUUUCCUUCUGGAAGGUUCUCCCAUCUCCACAGAGGAACUCUGGAGCUCUGUCAGAGUGACCAUCGGGUUCUUGGUCACCUCACUGACUAAGGCCCUUCUCCCCCGAUUGCUCACUUUGGCCGGGCGGCCAGGUCUAGGAAGAGUCUUGGUGGUUCCAAACUUCUUCCAUUUAAGAAUGAUGGAGGCCACUGUAUUCCUGGGGACCUUCAAUGCUGCAGAAAUGUGUUGGUACCCUUCCCCAGAUCUGUGCCUCGACACAAUCCUGUCUCUGAGCUCUACGGACAAUUCCUUCGACCUCAUGGCUUGGUUUUUGCUCUGACAUGCACUGUUGACGGUCCCUAACUUGCCUCGGAGAUGGCCUAUCCAAAGACGAACCAAUUUUGCCAUGUUCGCACACCAGCUGGCUGAAGCUAAAUAAUUUGUUUAACUCCUCCCACCUGCGAACACAGACGAGACACCCACAUCAAACCACAGCCCAAAACCAACUUGUGUUUGAAUUCAGUCAUGGCCGUUUAGUAUUUUUUCAUUAACCAAAUGUAAAACUAGGCUAAAUCAGGAAGUGCCGUCGCCCUUGAAGUUGACAUUCGACAGUGGGUGGACCGGCAGUCAUCUUUGUGGUAGUAAUUAGAAGUUUACAUUUCAGUGGUGUACCAGCUAAAUUGCAGUGGUCUGAAGAGAGCGAAUUCAUAGAAUGGACCUAUUUCUAUGAUUGAAAUGACACCCACCCUGAAUGUUGUCUUUACCAAUGGAAGAAAAAAAAAAGUGUCUAAGCUACCACAUAUGCGAAUAUGAAAAUAAUUGGAGUUUCUGCGUUUUUAGAUUAUUGACGUUAAAGGUUUAAAAAUGACAAAAUAUUUAUAAAAAAUAGGGCCGUUAAAUUGUAAUAGAAGUAAUUGAGUUAAUGGCAUUAAUCACAAUUUUUCAAUUUCCUCAAAUUUGGCCCUAAAGAAAGCUUUUACCAUCUAAAAAGCAGUGCAUUAAGUUACAGGCAUACUAUGCUUUGGUUUUAAGGGACGGAAACAACAUUAUUUACAUGUUUUAAUAGCAUUUUCACCAUAAACAACAAUGUUCCCAAUGUUUUUAAGUAGGCCUACUCCUUCUUACUGUAUCAAUGUUCUUAAAGUUUAACAUAGCACACACACACACACACUUUGACAGUCCUUCAAAAAAUAAUAAAAUAGUUUGUUAGCUUCUUAAAUGAUAUCAAACUCAACAGUUUAUCUUUUCCAGUGAUGAAGACUUGGAUGUCACAUUGGAAUGGUGGGGUAAGCAAAAUGGGUCAACUUUGAGCUCUGUUGUGUCCUGAAUGUUUUGGCAUUUCGAUCGAAAAAGUCACUUUCUGACCACUUCUUCCAUGGGCAAACAUGUAUGGAAAGUUUUGUUUAAAUUAAAAUGGAUGCUGUCAAAAAGUGGAGGCUCCUCAGAGGAGGAAGGGGAAGACCAUCCUACUCAGUGAAGUUUUUUUUCUCCAUCCUUUUUAGAUAAAUGUAUACUAAAUAUAUUCACAUGCCACCAAAUAACUGAUUAAAACACAGUUUUGCAAUAAAGGUCUACAGUAGCCUCAACAGCACCCUCUAGGGUAGCACCUUGGUGUAGCCGGAGGACAGUUACUUUCCGUCCUCCUCUGGGUACAUUGACUUCCAUACAAAACCUAGGAAGCUCAUGGUUCUCACCCCCUUCCGUAGACUUACAGUAAUUAUGACGACUUCCGGAGGACGUCCUCCAACCUAUCAGAGCUCUUGCAGUAUGAACUAACUUGUCCAUCCAAUCAAAGGAUCAGAGAAUGAAUCUAGUACUGAAAGCAUACUCUACAGCCAGCUAGCACUGCAGUGCAUAAAGUGUGGUGAGUAGUUGACUCAAAGAGAGAGAAAGACAAUAGUUGAACAGUUUUGAACAAAUGUGUUUCUUUCAAAAGUUAAGGAGAAGCAGCAGAGGGGGAGAGAGUGAGAGCUAGCUAUAUUUCAUUGUAUUUUCCUUUUUUAGUUUACCCUUUGCUUACUUAGCUAAUGCAGCUAAUUUUGCCUACUCAACAACUGGACUCAAACAGAGAGGAAUGCUAGUUAUGCUUGCGAGCCGGCUAUGGCUAUCCAACACUGCAUCCACAGAUCAAAUAAAAUGAAAUGUUAUUGGUCACUUACACAUAUUUAGCAGAUGUUAAUGCGGGUUUUGCGAAAUGCUAGUGUUCCUAGGUCCAACAGUGCAGUAGUAUCUAACAAUUCACAACAAUACACACAUCUAAAAGUAAAAUAAUAGAAUUAAGAAAUAUAAAUAUUAGGGAAAAAAAUUCUGGGCCUAAUGUUAGAAAUAACACACAAAAAAAACAGAAUACUGCAAAGUUGCUUAGGAGCUAGAAGCAGAGCUUCCAAGUCUGUCGGUGCCAUCUUUACUGAUAGAACAAUGAGACCGAUAUUUCACUGGAUGUAUAAAUGUGAAGCAUCCGCUUGGCGUUUCCACUCACUACCAAAUAUGGUGGUGAGAGGAAGCCCACUGGCGGGCAGUGGGAGAAGAUGGAACGAGAUGGAUUUUGGCCGACAUUCUGCAAAUAUUCUCAUCGAUGAAACAUUUGAUCUCAAUAUAGUCUUCUGUUCCCAAAGCUACAAUCUGUUACGGAACAGUGUGGACUAUGUUUUGUAGACUUUACCCUUUGCCAAAGUUUUUUUUAAUGUAGUUGUUUAGAAGGAAUGCAAAGGUGAAUUUAGUUACUGUACACGUGCACUUCAGAGUAGGCGUUCCCUGAUGGAAAUAUGCAAAUGUUUGCUAGAAUGCGCCAAUAGGAUCUCGCUAGCUCGUGCUUGGCUCUGCCCACCUCAUUGCUUGUUCUGCCCACUAUGACUCAUUUGUUCCCAUUUGAAAUGACGGCCUGUGGUCUACGUUGGUUUAGUUAUGGUAUGAAGGUUUGGCUUGGAGAGGUUUUUGCGCCUGGUCACAGACAGCUGUUGUGUUGUGCACUGAAGUCCACAAGCAAAGAGAAAAGGGGAGGGGAGGAGAGCGCAUAGAUGCGAGAAGGAAUUAUCCAACGAGCAAAGUGAUGCAGUAUGUGGCUGCUAUGAAAGUGAACUGUGUGUGCGGGUGAUCAUGGGUGUAUUCAUUCCGGAGAUUCUGUUGCAAAAUGUUUCUUAAACGGAAGCAAGUGGAACUAAACGGGCAGGGAGCUACCUGAAUGUGUCCAAUAGAAACUUGUUUUGUUUCGACUAAUGAUACACCCCAGAUCAGCUAGAUGCAGGCUAGAGUGUGCAAGGCGGUAUUGAAUGUGUCACUGUCUGUCACCUUGAUUACUCCAAUUUGUGUGUCGACCUGUGCACCUAUGUUAUAAACUGUCAUAUGUAGGCUAGGUUGUAGCAACCUCGUGAUGGGGAUAGGACAAAUUCGAGUAUCAUGUAGUAGCCUAAACCUAUCAAUUUUACAUUGAGCUGGGUGAAUGGAAUGUGAAUGGCAGUCAUCCAAUAUGCUGUAAUAGAAAUAAGGCCAAGCUCAUAAAAAAAUCUUGACCAGCACUAACUGCCACUGAAUUCAAAUGGAUUUUACAGUACAGAGAUUGAAAUUCAGCAGUUAAGCAAGUUCAAGGUUGGAUUGUCACGAGUUCCUGAGGCCUAUAACUCUGUCCUGUCAUCUGUCACUUGUAGGCCUAUACUUCAGAACUUUUGAAGUUGUGGGAGCAAUUACGCAUGUUAUAAUUGUAAGCAAAGAUAUGUGAGGAUAUGACCUCUGGGUCGUCGUCUUUGGCAUCCGGAUCGGCCCCCACAGAGGAAGGAGAGAGGGGAAGACAUUGAAAACAAGUGUUUUCAUUCUAUUUCAUGCUCAUGCUCUCCUUUCAUGUAAAAGGAUGAGGAAGCAUUGUUUUUAUUUAAAUCUCCCAAAACCCAGUUAUAUAAUGCCCCAAAACUAUUUUAGAGCGCUUGCUCUCUAUUUUCCUCCCACUCUCUAUCUCUCUCUCUCUCUCUAUCCACGUACCUACCCACCCACGCUGGGGUCCAUAAUUAUUGGCACCCUUGAUAAAGAUGAACAAGAAAGACUGUAUAGAAUAAAUAAUACAAAAACUGAGCUAUAUUGUAUGCCAUUUUUUUUUUGCUCAGAGAAAUAGAUUUUGUUUAAAAAGGAAUAAAUAAAUAAGAGCCCUGUUUUCAAUACUCAGCACCCUCCCCUUGCGAGGAUAACGACACUGAGCCUUUUUCUAAAAUGUUUUUAUGAGAUUGGAGAACACUUUCGGCUGGAUCUUAGAUCGGCGUUUCCCGUUCCUGGUCCUUGAGUACCCCCAACAGUACACAUUUUUAUUGUAACCCUGGACAAGCACACCUGAUUGAACUUGUCAACUAAUCAUCAAGCCCCCAAUGAGCUGAAUGAGGUGUGUUGUUGGGGAUACUCGAGGGCCAGGGUUGGGAAACACUGUCUUAGACCAUUCCUCCAUACAGAAUCUUUCCAGGUCCUUGACAUCCUUCGGUCUGCGCUUAUGGACUGCCUUUUUCAAUUCAAACCACAGGUUUUCAAUGAGGUUCAAGUCUGGAGACUGAGAGGGCCAUUGCAAAAUGUUGAUUUUGUGGUCAAUUAACCAUUUUUUUGUGGAUUUGUAUUAUUGCUUGGGGUUAUUGUCUUGCUGGAAGAUCGACUUGCGGCCAAGUGUCAUCCUCCUGGCAGCGGCAACCAGGUUUCUGGCUAAAAUGUCCUGGUAUUUGGUAAAGUUCAUGAUGCCGUUGCCAAUCCCUGGUCUAGACUAUCCUAUCUGCCAAUCAGGGCUGUGUAUGUAAAUAUAUUAAAAUUUGUAUCAACACGCCCAUGCGAUCAGAAUGAGCAGUUCAAUGGCAAAAGGAAGCUCAGGGAAAUAAAUGAUCAAAUAUAUAUUUGAAGUUAUAUUCAUGAAAUAAACACAAUGAUUUAUUAGACAUACUGUACAGUGAUCAUUUAAUUAUUAUUCUUUUUAAACCCCCCCCCUCCCGGCCCAGCUGAUGAUAUAGCCUGGUGGUGUUAAGUCUGUUCACAUGUUUAUUUAAGCAGGAGAGGUCAGCUAAGAACUGGUUAUGUUCCUUCCUCAGCCCUGUCCUCGCCCUUCACAGUGUCAAUAUCGCCAAGCCUUGUGGUCUCUGUACUUAGGUCUCUGUAUGUUCUCUAUUUACAGUCAUGAUGUCAGUGUGUAGUGCGCAUACACUGUUGAUCCACUGUUUUAAUACAGUACUGAUAUUGCCUUCUGCUUCUCCUGUUAGACAUGUGACAAUGACGAUGAAGAAGUGGAAAUUGCCAUCGACAAUGCAGCUUUUAUGGAUGAGUUUUUCUCUCAGGUGAGGUCAUUUUUCCAACGGACUUUGUGUGCAUGCGUGUGUGUGUGUGUGUGUGUGAGUGUAACUGUAUUUUUCUCUCCGUUUCAGAUCGAGGACAUCAGGAACAGUAUUGAUAAGAUUGAUGAGAAUGUGUCUGAAGUCAAGAAGCUCUACUCAGUCAUCCUGUCUGCCCCCACAUCAGACCAGAGUAAAACAUACUGCCUCUGCUCCUGCCCAUCCGUCUGUCUUUGUCUUGCUGCCUCCUAUACUGUCAGUGUGGGUUUUCAUUUGCGUUUCUUCCUCCAGAAACACAGGAUGACUUGGAGGCUGUCACCAACGACAUCAAGAAGAUGGCUAACAACGCCCGGAACAAACUCAAAAGUGAGUCCCUCACACAUGAUACGGCACACAGACUAAAUGCUGAUUGGUUAAUAUGGCUAUGGGUGACUGCUGAUUGUCUAAUCAUGUUGAUUGAUUCUCAGCCAUCGAGAGGAAUCUGGAGUCUGAGGAAGAGGAGAGGAUUUCAGCCGACAUGCGGAUUCGCAAAUCACAGGUCAGCCUCCGAAAGUUCUCCUCUAACCCUUUACCUAACCCUGUGCCUAACCAUCACUGUGACCAUAUAAAUUAAUAUCGAACCAUUGGAUUGUUAUGGCUUGUGACCCUUUCCUGUCCUCCCAGCAUGCAGUGCUGUCCAGGAAGUUUGUGGAAGUGAUGACCAAGUACAAUGAGGCCCAGGUGGACUUCAGGGAGAGGAGUAAAGGACGCAUCCAGAGACAGCUAGAGAUCAGUGAGUUAGACACAGUCUUAAACACAGUUUGUGACACAGUGGACCAUAACCUUGUGUACAGUGGGGAAAAAAAGUAUUUAGUCAGCCACCAAUUGUGCAAGUUCUCCCGCUUAAAAAGACGAGAGAGGCCUGUAAUUUUCAUCAUAGGUACACGUCAACUAUGACAGACAAAUUGAUAGAAAAAAAUCCAGAAAAUCACAUUGUAGGAUUUUUUAUGAAUUUAUUUGCAAAUUAUGGUGGAAAAUAAGUAUUUGAUCAAUAACAAAAGUUUCUCAAUACUUUGUUAUAUACCCUUUGUUGGCAAUGACACAGGUCAAACGUUUUCUGUAAGUCUUCACAAGGUUUUCACACACUGUUGCUGGUAUUUUGGCCCAUUCCUCCAUGCAGAUCUCCUCUAGAGCAGUGAUGUUUUGGGGCUGUCGCUGGGCAACACGGACUUUCAACUCCCUCCAAAGAUUUUCUAUGGGGUUGAGAUCUGGAGACUGGCUAGGCCACUCCAGGACCUUGAAAUGCUUCUUACGAAGCCACUCCUUCAUUGCCCGGGUGGUGUGUUUGGGAUCAUUGUCAUGCUGAAAGACCCAGCCACAUUUAAUCUUCAAUGCCCUUGCUGAUGGAAGGAGGUUUUCACUCAAAAUCUCACGAUACAUGGCCCCAUUCAUUCUUUCCUUUACACGGAUCAGUCGUCCUGGUCCCUUUGCAGAAAAACAGCCCCAAAGCAUGAUGUUUCCACCCCCAUGCUUCACAGUAGGUAUGGUGUUCUUUGGAUGCAACUCAGCAUUCUUUGUCCUCCAAACACGACGAGUUGAGUUUUUACCAAAAAGUUAUAUUUUGGUUUCAUCUGACCAUAUGACAUUCUCCCAAUCCUCUUCUGGAUCAUCCAAAUGCACUCUAGCAAUCUUCAGACGGGCCUGGACAUGUACUGGCUUAAGCAGAGGGACACGUCUGGCACUGCAGGAUUUGAGUCCCUGGUGGCGUAGUGUGUUACUGAUGGUAGGCUUUGUUACUUUGGUCCCAGCUCUCUGCAGGUCAUUCACUAGGUCCCCCCGUGUGGUUCUGGGAUUUUUGCUCACCGUUCUUGUGAUCAUUUUGACCCCACGGGGUGAGAUCUUGCGUGGUGCCCCAGAUCGAGGGAGAUUAUCAGUGGUCUUGUAUGUCUUCCAUUUCCUAAUAAUUGCUCCCACAGUUGAUUUCUUCAAACCAAGCUGCUUACCUAUUGCAGAUUCAGUCUUCCCAGCCUGGUGCAGGUCUACAAUUGUGUUUCUGGUGUCCUUUGACAGCUCUUUGGUCUUGGCCAUAGUGGAGUUUGGAGUGUGACUGUUUGAGGUUGUGGACAGGUGUCUUUUAUACUGAUCACAAGUUCAAACAGGUGCCAUUAAUACAGGUAACGAAUGGAGGACAGAGGAGCCUGUUAAAGAAGAAGUUGCAGGUCUGUGAGAGCCAGAAAUCUUGCUUGUUUGUAGGUGACCAAAUACUUAUUUUCCACCAUAAUUUGCAAAAAAAAUCAUUAAAAAUCCUACAAUGUGAUUUUCUGGAUUUUUUUCUCUCAAUUUGUCUGUCAUAGUUGACGUGUACCUAUGAUGAAAAUUACAGGCCUCUCUCAUCUUUUUAAGUGGGAGAACUUGCACAAUUGGUGGCUGACUAAAUACUUUUUUCCCCCACUGUAUAUACUGAAAUUAUCCUCUGUUUCUCAGCUGGCAAAGCCACAACAGACGAGGAGCUGGAGGAGAUGUUAGAGGGUGGAAACUCAGCCGUCUUCACUUCAGGGGUAAGAAAGUGUUUUAGUGUGCGUGUGUGUGCGUGCGCGUGCGUGCGUGCGUGUGUGUGUGUGUGCGUGUGUGUGUGUGUGCGUGUGUGUGUGUGUGUCUGUGUGUGUGUGUACUAACUAACCACCACCUCUCUGUAGAUCAUGGACUCUGGGAUCUCGAAGCAGGCUCUCAGUGAGAUUGAGGCACGACACAAAGACAUUGUGCGUCUGGAGAGCAGCAUCAAAGAGCUGCACGACAUGUUUGUAGACAUCGCCAUGCUGGUGGAGAGCCAGGUACACUCCUCCUCCGAUCCAUCUAUUCAGUCAUUCAUUUCUUCAUCCAUCCACUAUUUCAUAUCUCUGCCCUACAUUUAAACCCUACUAUGUCUAACUUUCUCUCCUGUUCGCUCCCUCUCCCUCGUUCCCUGUCUGUCAUCCCUUCUUUUCCAGUACCCUCUCCCUUUCUCCUUCCGCUGUGCUUUCCUCCUCUCUCCCCUUAUGUCUCUCUAUCCAUCGGUCUCCCUCCCGUCUCACAUUCAUCUUCAGUAAGAGUCUACAUUCUCAGUAAGAGUCACAUUUGAUUGAACAUCUUAGUAGCCUUCAGUGGUCUGUGAAUCACUAAAGCCACAUUGGAAUCGACCCAACCCCAUACUGUAGUCACCGCACAACUACAUAUAAUCUCUGUAACCACAUGUAUCUUGUUGGUUGUCCUAUGCUUUCUGAGGGAAAGCCGUGUGCGAGGUAAGCAUCUUCAUUCUUUCUAAUAUAUGCCUCUUUGGGAUGUUUUAGUCUCUGAUGUGUACAGUUAGCAUGUGACGUUAAAUUUUUUCUAACUCUGUAUACUCACUGUGUGUGUUUUAUGUUUCAGGGUGACAUAGUAAACAACAUAGAGGUGCAAGUGUCUAAAGCUGUGGACCACAUAGUAGUGGCUAAGACUGAGACCAAAAAAGCCAUCCAGUACCAGAGCAAAGCACGCAAGGUACUGCACUCCAUCCAACACUCUCUACCAACGCCCUAAUAUUAAUCAUCAGCUAAAACUGCUAUCCGCUUGAACCUAAAUCAACUAUGCUACGGUCCCUGUUUCUAGGAAGCUUCUAUAUGGUUAGCCCAAGAUGUACUCUUAAGGAGCCUACCGCUACUCCUUAAGGUCCAAGGACCUUACAUGUUAUUUUCAGGGGUAGACUGGCUCUGGCAGCCAAAACAGCCAAAUACUCAAUCUAAACGUGAAUCAUUUCUUAAUUGCGAUACAUUUCUAGAAACAUAAAUCCUUCUACUUUUAUAUCACAUCAAACUAAUUUCACCAAUGCAAAAUAUACACUUUUAUAAACUGGGUGGUUCAAGCCCUGAAUGCUGAUUGGCUGAAAGCCGUGGUAUAUCAGACCGUAUACCAUGGUUAUGACAAAACAUUUAUUUUUACUGCUCUAAUUACGUUAGUAACCAGUUUAUAAUAGCAAUAAGGCACCUUGGGGGUUUGUGGUAUAUGGCCAAUAUACCAUGGCUAAGGGCUGUGUCCUAGCACUCCGCGUUGCUUAUUGCCCCCUCGGGCCUUAUUGCUUAAAUGUACACUGUUUUAACCGGCUUUAUCACAGUUGCAACCAACAGUAUUUUUGCGGCCUUCUUCUGUUACACACAGGUGUUCAGAGCAUGCUAGAUAGCUAAUUGGCACAGGUGUUACCUCUGUCUGUCUUCCGUAAACACACGCUGUAACAUGGAGAUAUGGCCGUGUGGGAACCCUAACACUAUAAAGUUCUGUAUCAAUGUAACCUUUUGUUUUUUGAAAAUAAUUUCUGAUAUGAAAGAGAAGGACUGUUCAGACCGAGCGACGGGGCUCUUAACAAAACUCUUAUGUGUAAUGUAAUGGAACUGAGAGUCAUGAUCAAGGGCUACUAUACGGUAUGCAGCAAUUUCUGAAACACAUCAACAUUUUCACACACUUACACAUUAAAAACACACUGAGGACUAUACACUCCCCUCACACACUGCUUGUCUCACACACACCACCGUGUGUCUUCUCUUCUGCUUUUCUCUGCGCCCGUCUCUCUCUCCCUCUUCUCUUUCUCUAUCACUUCCUCUGCACGUCUCUUUCCUGCGAUGUCCUGCCCUCUGCCAGGGUGGAAUGAUUGAGAGGAUUGAGAACAACAUGGACCAAUCGGUGGGCUUCGUAGAGCGGGCGGUAGCUGACACUAAGAAAGCCGCCAAGUUUCAGCAGGAGGCCCGUCGUGUGAGUGGCUAUAGAAAGGCCCUUGUCCCACCCCCUGGCCCCUCCCCCUGCUCCGUUGACCAGCCUCUAUUGGCCUGGCACCCUUGUACCCAACGAUCCCCAUCCUAA